UGCGAGAGAUAUUUUGGGCGGUCUCUCGCUGUAGGCGGCGUGGCGACUUAUCUCACCGACAAGGGCUUCUAUGUAAACUGAGGCAAAACUAAUACAGAUGAAACUCAAGAGCACAUUCACAAAAAAUGCUGGCAAUUUUGAUUGCUCCAGGAGACGCGGAAUCCUCGGGAGCAACACGCGCCUGCACAUGUGGUCUAUUCUUUAUUUUUGUUAUUUAAAGUAAGAUUGUUGAUGCUUGGAAUCAGAGUGCUGCAUUGCAUAGUGACUUGUCCGGCUAUGUUUAAUUGAUUAUAUUACAAUAUAAUAUUAUUAUACUGUUGCGCAAUAUUGUAACCCAAUAUAGGCUUAUUUCGUUUAAGGCAGUGGUACUGUUUGUUUUCAAUAGUGCGUAGUGCCUAUUUGUGCAGAAAUGAGGAAUCCACAUCUACUCAGCGAUGGCUGGAAGACAAUCAAUGCAAAGGAUGCAACUGGGAAUAAAAAGUUUAAACGGAAAGGUCGGGACCCAAAACGUGUCACCAGUGACGAGGUCAAACAUUACCAAUAUGAUUCAAUAAUGGACGACGAUUCUAUGGGGGAACUGAUGGAAGAGACAUGUAGAAACAUUGUCCAAAAAAGACUGCAAGACCCUAGUUCAGUUCUAUCUGUGGAGAAAUCCAUAAUUACAUCUGGAAACCCGAAUACUGCUAUUGACAUGAGGAUAAAUGCUUUACCAUCAACAGUUACUGGGAAGCUCCCAUCAUCACAGUCACAGCCUUUAACCGAGUCAACACCGACAAGCAGAGACUCUUUUAACAGCACAUUCCCACAGGUUACAAGUUAUGGCCAUCAACAGUCAUUUGGGUCCGAUCACACAUUACAGUCCCGGAUCGUCCUGUGCCAGCGCUCCGAGAAGUCCCUCUCCUCAGCCUCUCAGACCGCCUACAUCAAUAGCAGCGACCCGGUUGAAUCGCCAAGGAAACGGCUAGCAGAAACUUCUGGCGUCGUCACUGAGAUCAAAGCCGUUCAGCAGACACGGAGGCUACUGGCGAAUGCCAGAGAGAGGACCCGGGUGCACACCAUCAGUGCAGCCUUUGAGGCGCUGAGAAAGCAGGUGCCCUGCUACUCCUAUGGACAGAAGUUGUCAAAGCUGGCUAUAUUAAGAAUUGCCUGUAACUACAUCCUGUCGCUGGCUCAGCUGGCAGACCUGGACUACACCCCAGAUCAUGGCAACAUGAGCUUCAGAGAGUGUGUGGAGCAGUGCACCCGCACCCUGCAGGCUGAGGGACGCUCCAAGAAGAGAAAGGAGUAAAAUUCUCACAGCAUCGGUGGAGUGAGCCAGACUUUAUAACAAGGCCCUUGAACAAAAUAAACUCUUCACAGCUGUUAUUGAGGUUAUUCAAGGCCACUCCUGGAGGAGACUACAACCAAUCACUUAGACAUACAGUAUGAUGGACCUAAUUUCAUAGGCCUACUUGAUACCUGUUGAGCUAGCAAAAAUAUCAAGAAUCUCCAGUUAUGGAUAUGUUUCUGCCUGUCAUGAAUUGGAAUGAAUCUAAUUUGGUUUAUGUUUGAACAGUUAAAAGUGGGAGACAGCAUUGGAUGUUCUUUAAGCAAACAAGCAAACAUGCCUGGUGGAUGACAUCAGAUUGUUCAAUCAUAUGACAAUUGGAGGCAGAGACAGCAGUAAUUAUAACAGUGAUUAUAACAGUUUUAUUCAACUAUGAACCCCAAUGCCUUUUCAAUGACAUACAAGUUGUUGUUUUUGUUGACAGUAUGAUUGGUAAUUCCUGCUUGAUGGAAGCUACAGUAACUAGUGAAAGUGCUAGUAACAUAUAUUUGAUUACAACAUAACUUGAAAUGACACAGUAAUGGUAUUUUAUUCCAACUCUUUUUAUGUGUUGAAGUAUGAAUGAGGUAAAAUUGGUUAUUGUCUGCUACCUGAGCUCAGUAUUUAAAAACAUUUAAAAGUGACCUCCUUUUCCCUUUCAGCUGGCCCUUUCUAAUGACAAAUCUCUGACUGUUGUGUGCUCAUCAAGUACUUUUUAACCAAAAAUAAAGGAACUGUUGUUAAUUUA
Messenger RNA from Coregonus clupeaformis (lake whitefish), 2054 nucleotides. RefSeq names its product atonal bHLH transcription factor 8 (gene atoh8). The record is from RefSeq and is a predicted model, not a curated record. The transcript is spliced from 3 exons. NCBI's taxonomy places the organism in Eukaryota, Metazoa, Chordata, Actinopteri, Salmoniformes, Salmonidae. Bases 410 to 1288 code for a protein of 292 amino acids. Gene Ontology annotation, molecular function: DNA-binding transcription factor activity; protein dimerization activity.